Molecule: messenger RNA, 3236 nt
Organism: Myxocyprinus asiaticus (Chinese sucker)
Lineage: Eukaryota; Metazoa; Chordata; Actinopteri; Cypriniformes; Catostomidae
Product: peptidyl-prolyl cis-trans isomerase A-like
Exons: 6
Coding region: 96-665 (189 amino acids)
Biological process (GO): protein peptidyl-prolyl isomerization; protein folding
Molecular function (GO): peptidyl-prolyl cis-trans isomerase activity
Source: RefSeq, a predicted model, not a curated record
CAUGCUGUUUGUGUACGGUAGUAGUGAGCAGCUCCGUUAACUUUGGACUGCUGCGUGCAUGUGUUGGUUAAUGUGUUUUCAACACUACAGAAAGAAUGUUGCAGAUGAAAAAUCGUUUGAAAUAUUGCUCUGUUGCCAUCGCUGCGAACAGGCUUGUUUCUGGAGCGGUAAAGAACCCCGUCGUGUUUAUGGAUAUCGCAGCUGACGGACAGUUCAUUGGAAGAAUUAUUAUUGAGCUUUAUGCUGAUGUGGUUCCCAAAACGUCAGAAAACUUCAGGGCUCUCUGUACAGGAGAGAAUGGCUUUGGAUAUAAAGGCUCAGUUUUCCACAGAAUCAUUCCUGAAUUCAUGUGUCAGGGUGGAGAUUUCACUAAUCAUAAUGGCACUGGUGGAAAGUCUAUUUAUGGAAAGAAAUUUAAGGAUGAGAAUUUCAAGCUGAAACACACUGGACCAGGUGUAUUGUCAAUGGCAAACUCUGGGCCAAACACAAAUGGAUCACAGUUUUUCAUCUGCACUGGAAAAACAGAAUGGCUUGAUGGCAAGCAUGUUGUGUUUGGUGAGGUCAAAGAGGGCAUGGAGACCGUCUCUCUAAUGGAGUCCUACGGCUUACAUGAUGGAGGAACUGUAAAGAAGAUUGUCAUUACAGACUGUGGAGAACUCAAGUGAUCCUGGAGAUUUCUGAAAGAGUUUCACAACUGAAACUGCUGAAAGUAUUGUGAUAUCAAAAUUGUACAACUGUAAGUACUUUUGGAAGAUUGACAUGUCCUGCGGUGUGACGUGCAUCUAAAAAUAUUUUAAACGGGAUUAUGCGAAUUAUUUAUAAUUACUAUGCAUGCACCUUUUAUGGCCUCAUAUUCAUUGAGAGAUUACAUGGAAUAUUUGUACUUUUAGACAUUCAUUUGACCAUUUCAUAUGAAAAGGUGAUUAAAAAUGUUCAAAAAUUAAAUGAAGUGACCAGUAACAGCACCUAAAAUAUACACUUCUUUUCAGGGAUUUGCCCAUGUAAUCGAUUAAUCGAGUACUCGCUCAGCUUUAAAUAUUCAACUAGUAAAAAUUCUACUUAAAUAUUGCCAUUUGAUUUGUCUUUGCCUGCAGUGGGCAACACUGAAAUUGCUUCUCUCACCUAAAUCUUGCCAAUUAAUUGAGUACUCGUUCAGCUUUAAAUAUUCGACUAGUAAAAACACUUUUCAUUUUUGAAUCUAGAUCUUGUUGUUUAUCCACAUGUUCAUUUUUUAAAUAAGAAAAACAGGUUCAAAAUUUGAAGGUUGAACUUAAAUUUAAGUUAUCAAUUACUUGUUUCUUUAUGUGUUAGAGUACUCGACUACAAAAUUACUCAAAAUGCCCAUCCCUUUUUCCACCAUACUUUUUCUCAUACAUUCAAAUGAUUUUUAACCUUACAUUUUUAUGUUAAUUAAAAAAAAGGUCCAUAGAAGCAUUGUCCGUCAACUAGCCAUGUAUUGUAAAUUAUUAAUGAUUAUUUUUCUAAUCCAAUAUUACCUACCUGUUGCAAUUUAAGGCAUCAGUCUGUGGAUUCAUUAAGGUAUUUUAUGCUUACCAAGUAAGUGUGAUACUCAUUAAGUAUAGUUAUUACUUACUACACAAGCUUAUGGGUCAAAUGGCAUGGGGAAAUAUAUAGUUAAAAAAAAUAAAAUUUGUAGUAUAAAAGCUUUAUGGAGAUUGUUUACCUUCUAAGAACUAGUCCAGAAAAACCUAGGAGGUAAUUUAAAUAAAUAAAUUACACAUGAAACUGGUUGUGACAUAUGGAAUUUCUUUCAGGAUAUUUGUAUCCUGUGCCCAUUUAAUGACUCAAGGCAGUUUUCCAGAUGAGGGCCGGCUACAACUGCAGCAGUAUAUAGUUGCGUGGCAUGCUUUUUAAAUCUUCCAGAAAAUGAUCCCAAGCCUUUUUUUUUAGACUAUCCAGUGACAAAAUUUCUUGUCCCGUAAAGCAGGAUAUGACAUCCUGUUUGGCUAAGAAAAAUCUCCACCUCAAAAGUGGAACUUUUAACAGGAAUCUCCACAUUAACAUGUACAUGUUAAUAAAACACUAAUGUUGAUUGUGGAGACUUUUAUAAAGUUUGGCAAAAAUUUUGGGAGCCAUUAGCUGUACCAAUUCUGCCGUGCAAACGAAACUACACAUUUUGUCAAAAUUGAGAUAUGACUAUAAUGGGGCCUCUUAAAUUAUCAUUUCUUGUGACAGAUGGGUUUGGCUCAACUAUGCCCAGAUUAAUGUUUAUAUAAAAUCAGUGCAAUACCAUGUGUGUGUGUACAACACAUUUGGGUGGACAAUCAAAAAACUGUAGGGCAGAAUCGACAUUCACUUACCCUGAAAUGAAAAUGAGCACUCAAUGGCGUGUAGGUGUAGCUUAUCACAGUAAUGCCUUAUGAAAGUAAAUUAUGAACCUUUGUGGAAAAACAGUGCUCACUCCUAAAUGAAACCAUAUGGGGUCUGAACUCACAACUAGUUUGUUUGACUUCUCAGAUUGCAAUGUUGCUAUAGAGACAUUCUCAUUCUGUUUAAGUCUGCAUUGUUGCAACAAACUUGAUAUAAUUUGGGCCUCCACCCUCUUGUGAAGUUUAAGGGAUUUGAAAUGUGUAGGCCAAUUACUUGAAGUUGGUUUCAAGAGAAAAGCCAGCUCCAUCGCCAAGUACUAACAUACACAUACAGCCCUUACAUGUUUACAAUCGUUAAAAGUAAUUAGAUCAAGACUGAAAGAAUACACAUCUGCGUCUUCAAACCUGAGCUGUUGCAAAGAUGAGGCAAAUAGUUCUCAGUGAUCUCUAAACUUAAAGAAACGCUCUUCAGCCCGUUCAACAAUAAACGAACCUGAUGUCAGAAUGACAAGUGUUCCCCAAGGCUUCAGACAUAGUGUUCAAUUACACAAGAGGACCGUAUCUAAAUAAUUAAUAAGUCCAUACUGCCUUCAGCAUGACUGAUUUAAAAUGGACUGAGUUUCCCAACACCCAGAGAUGUGCCAAGUGUGUUGCAAUCCAAAAGCAGCCUGUACAUACAUUUGGGCCAAACUCAACUGAAACACACAGGAGAAAGAAAUAAAUCCUCAAAGUCAUGGUUCAUUUAGAGUCCAUGUUUUAAUUGAACAAACUUCUAAAAGCACAGUCUUCAGUUUUCCUAACUAUCAAAUAAGGCACAUAUCGGAAUGCCGUUUCAUGGACACUGAGCAACAGAUUUAGAUCUCUCUUCACUUUCUAAUACAUUCCUUCUUCAAUCCUUUCUGUUAC